AUGUCGACAGCACCGGUGAAAGCCGUACCUGUACCGAGUCAACGAAAUGCUUUCACAAAAAUCGAGGAGCGACGCCUUGGAAACAAAGAUUCCGAAGAGACAUGCUCGGCUAUACCGUCACCAUCAGUACGGGCUAUCUCGGCGCUGAAACGAACUUCCAUAGGAAAAGGUGCUGCGGCUGAGCCAACACCAGUGCCAACGGUGGAGAAUAUGACAUUGCCAUCAACACAAUUUAUCGUGCGAGGUGGCGUGGCCAGGCGCUCAUUGGCAGAAAGGACUCGCAUUUUGAGACAGGAAUCAUCUCCGCCCACGCCAGUGUCAGAGAAGGCACCAGAAUGUGAGUACAUCUGCUUUAAUAAAUCUCUGAUUGUGAUUGGUUAG
Molecule: messenger RNA, 381 nt
Organism: Cylicostephanus goldi
Lineage: Eukaryota; Metazoa; Nematoda; Chromadorea; Rhabditida; Strongylidae
Source: the annotation of a GenBank genome assembly